This is a messenger RNA of Ectocarpus siliculosus, 660 nucleotides long. NCBI's taxonomy places the organism in Eukaryota, Phaeophyceae, Ectocarpales, Ectocarpaceae. The record is from the annotation of a GenBank genome assembly.
AUGGGCCCGAAAAGCACGCCUUCUCGAACGACGCCCCGUCCUGGAGGGUUGCCGAGGCUGUGCCUGGAAGGAAGGUGCACCAACCGCCAAUGCGACGCUCACGGCCGCAUGGUCAUCCUUAACCAUGCGUUCCGGGACUUCGACCUGAUCCGGCCCGGCAGAGACCCGAAGCGCUGCCCAAUGUGCAACCGCGAGGUGGUGCCGAGCACGUGUGCCUUCACCGACUGCACGUGGAGGUACAAGGGGCGGAAGGCCGGGGAGACCAACGUCCUGGUCGGCAUGUGGAAAGAGGCCGGCGACAGCUACCACCGCUUCGAGGAAGGGGGUGAGGUGCAGUGGGACAGGCUGCUCAUCCAGGUCAGGCCCCUGCUCAAGCUCGAGCAACGUGUCCCUUCCGCACCACCGGCGGACGAGAGGAUGGAGCGUCCCAACACGACAGCCAAUACCGCGACGUCAACCGUAGCAGUCGUGAUCGACCACACGUGGAGUCGAUGCACGAGGUGCACGGAUUGUUCCGCGUUCGGGGCAACCCCUGCGUCCGACGAGACGGUCCUGGAUUGUGGCCACCGGUUCCACACCAGGUGCCUCGCGGGCUGGGAGCAGGGCUCGAUGAUCGUCUGUCCCAUCUGCCGGGAAGAGUCGUCGCCGCUGCCUCAGUAG